Exophiala oligosperma is the source of this 3145-nucleotide messenger RNA. RefSeq lists its product as uncharacterized. The record is from RefSeq and is a predicted model, not a curated record. Bases 128 to 2845 code for a protein of 905 amino acids. Gene Ontology annotation, cellular component: nucleus; Slx1-Slx4 complex. Gene Ontology annotation, molecular function: 5'-flap endonuclease activity. Gene Ontology annotation, biological process: DNA replication; DNA repair. The transcript has a single exon. Lineage: Eukaryota; Fungi; Ascomycota; Eurotiomycetes; Chaetothyriales; Herpotrichiellaceae.
CCCCAGUCCAUAAGUGAAAUUGUCGCCACGAAGCGCAUUGUCCCCGUUGGCUUCUGAAUCCUCAUCUGAAGUCGCCAGAUUGGCAUCCAACGCCCCGAUCAAAUGGCCCUUUCGUGGUCUUGCCAGAAUGUCGGCCACCAUCCUCAUCUCGUCCUCGCCGCCUCACAUCUUUGCCCGAAGUCCCACGCCCAUUGAAGUCUCGUCUCCCAUGCCCUCCCCGAGCACUUUGUUUCGAGAUGGGAGCUCCAAAUUGUUCAAAACAACCCAGAAACAAAGAGGCGGUGUUUCAUUCGACUCCAAUGCCCGGUCGCUGCUGACGACAAAAGUUGGAGCGGAAAACCUGCCCUUACGAUCCUCGCCCAGGAGAGACAAGUUCAAAGUCAUAUCGUCUCAAUCUUCGAAUGUGGAUGUAGUCAGCCCUCGUUUGAAGUUUCUUCAGGACAUCUCCGGGUCGCAAUUGGAAGAGAAGAACACUGAAACUCGAAGAAUGCCACCUAGACUUCCGCACACCGUUUCUGACGAGCCCGAGAAUCUGCAGGAAGAUGUGUUUGAUAUAACAGAAGAGGAUUACGAUCGGCGGCGGAUUGAAAGAUCAUUACAGAAGGAUACAAACAUCAACAUGAGUCCACUUCAUCUGAGAAAGGCAACACCACGGCGAAAGGAUUGGACACCAACAAGGUCAGGGAGCCCUGGUCCUUCGAUUGUGUCUCCAGAGUCUCCUCUUCACUCUGCAGUGCUAUCUCCUAGUAUUCAGACGUAUUCUUUCGUCAAUCCAGCUGGAGAAAAAAGGGCACACAGACCGUCAACACUGAUAGCUACGGGUAGCAAGCCGUCAGCGAGUAGUUGUGUCGAUAUUGACAUGCUUUGUGACACCCCGACAGGUGUUACAACCAAGACAGGCGUCCCAAAAGACUUGCCAAAACCUUCAGCAAGGAAAAGGAACAAAACUGCAGCCAAGAAACCACUUACGAUCACUGCGUUGGCUACCUCAAACUACGGAGAAGAGCAACAGCGGCGAAAACUUACGCCCAUGCAGGAGUAUCUGAAUGCGACGCAAGUGAAUGCAAUCGACGAACCUAACGAGGUCACUGGCCCGCCUGCGAAGGGUAAGGCAAGAGUACCUGCAAAGAGGUUACGGGCGACGAAGAAGGCGCCACCGAAAAUUCCAUUGCAGUCUCCUACAUCGGCUCUGAAAGCUGUUGAGUCUCUGGAGGUCGUUUUUGGAUCUGCUAGCCAACUUGCGCGAGACGAAUCGCCGACCUUGCUACGAGAGACUUUAGAGGCUAUUAGGCAGUCCGAAGCCAUGCUUUCAUCUGACCCAUUCUCUCCACAGCGAACCCAGCCAAUUUCAAUAGAAGCCAUCUCGCCUCAAAAUCUGCCAGGGACAAGCAGGUACGUGAAGAGAAGAAAUCUCUGGGGCGUCGCGGGACGUGACGAAGAUAAUGCGCUUCUGCAAGUGGAUACGGUUGACUUGGUCGAUUCUCCUGCAGUACGUGAGGCCCUUGCUGGAAAAGAUGUUCUUGUACAGCCCGGCGGACCGUUUCUUUCGAACACACGCAGCCUGAUGAAGGAAAGCAUUCCUUUCCAGGCACAGAAGACUCCGCUCAACCAUAAAGGCACUCCUUUGCUGGAUAUCGAUGAUAUUGUGACGCCCAAGGUUUCCGGCUCCGGGCAUUCGGUUCUCUCACCUCAAAAAAGGAUGUUGCAUACUUCGGCUUCGGCUCAGCAACCUCGGAAGACGACACCACCUGUUGAAGAGAACAAGGAGAAAGCAGCUGUUUUGAAAAAGCCCAGCUCUGCCAAAUCAAAGCGCGUGCCCGUUAAACCUUCCUAUGCAGGCUUUUCGACCGGGGAUCUACAGAAACAGAUAUCAGCGUUCGGAUUCAAGGCUGUCAAGAGCCGUGAUAAAAUGAUUGAGCUGCUGGACAGGUGUUGGGAAGAUAAACAUGGCCCUGCGCCAGGUGAUAAUAUCGACCAAGAUACGUUGACCCACGGUGACUUUCUUAGUAAAGUCCACGACAUCACCGCUCGGCCUGUACCCAAGGUAAAGAAACCCCGCAAGCGAAAAUCAGAGGAUGCAGAACCUAAGACAUCUAAAGAGCCUAAGCGAAGGAAGAAGGUCGAGCCAAAACCGAAAGAUGCACCAGAGAAGAUCAAGAAGGCAAAGACGCCUCGAAAGGCGGCAGCGAAAAAGGCUCUUUCGGAGGAGUUUGUCAUGGAUGUUGACGAUAUUGAUGAUUUCAAUACUGAAAAGACAGCGCCUUCUAAGACCUCGGACGCGGUCUCUGAGUCUGUUACGAAGAAAAAAUCAACUCCGAGGAAGAAGACUUCGAAAGCAAAGGAAGUUGCGAAGAAACAAGAGACUACUCCUCCACCUUUAGCACUGAAAAGAAACUCCUCCCCUCCGCUACCCGAAAGUCACGCUUUGGUGCCAAUCGCGGCUGCUAAGAUCACCGAAACAGACCCUUCUCAACCCCUUACUCUAGAUGGGUCUACACUGGACGUGGAUGCAACGCUUCAACCUCAGCACCCACCGCCUUUAUCCGACAUCAAGGACCAAGUUUGGGCUGCGAUCUCUUUUGAGAGUAAAUACUAUUCUUCGCUCGGCGCUGGUGCCGGUACGCGGAACCAUGUGAAGAAUCCGACCUGGCGGGAGAAGAUCCUCAUGUACGACCCCAUCGUGCUUGAAGAUCUGACGCGGUGGUUGAACACAGAAGGGUUCCGCUCCAUUGGUGAAGAUCGAGAAGUCAACCCGCUUGAAGUGCGAACGUGGUGUGAGGAGAAUGGCGUUUGUUGUUUGUGGAAAGGAGGUUGGAGAGGAAGACGAAAGGGAGGUGACGAUUAAUGCUGUUUUUUCCGGAGUUUCCACGAAGUCAACGAAUGGGCUCGAGUCAGGUCGGGUUGGGCUGGGGAGUGACUGGAUGGACAAACUUUGUUCAUCGGUCUUUCGAGGCGUGCUUUGGCGUUUGUUGUCUCGCAUAGCCUUGUUUGUCCCUUGGGCGGCAUAAAGAGCCCCCCUGUGUGUCUGUAUCGUUCCUCUGGUGGACCGAGUCGUGGCGUUUAAGAGUGGCUUCGACAAGGAAGAAUUUUGCAUUACAAUCGUAGCUUUAUACAAUUGUAGAGAGCAUAGACCGAAGAAACGGAU